This is a messenger RNA of Cotesia congregata, 1113 nucleotides long. The record is from the annotation of a GenBank genome assembly. Lineage: Eukaryota; Metazoa; Arthropoda; Insecta; Hymenoptera; Braconidae.
AUGUUACAGAUCAUGAAAGAAGCCGACAAAAGAAAGUCAACUUGGAGUAAGAUUGUUUUAUUCAUUAAAAAAAAUUGGUCCAGAAAUUCAUACGUUUUGCACGAUAUUCCCAAGGAUACUAUUGACAUCAGGUAUCGAGGGCCAAGUAAGAAAAUAAAAACGAUCAAUGCUCCAACAGCUGACAGUGAACGUCCUAAAAAAUUGAACAAUUACAACAUUAAUUACGAGAACAGCAAACGAGCGAACGUACCGACCCGCAAGGAACCUUUGUAUCACAAUUGCUAUCUAGAGGCCCCAGAUGGCGAAACACUCUGCACCUGCGACAGGAAAAAAGCCGAGUGGUACCUGAUGAAAGAAUUGGGGGUUAAGGUCAAGGAGGACCCGCUGACCAUCAGGCUGAAGUUUGAACCCUCCGGGCGAGCUUUGGGCCAGGUUGGAGAGUACUACACCCAGGUUAAGCUCAACCAGUGCGUUGUUUGUGGUACUGAGGACGAGUUUAUUAAGAAAAACGUUGUUCCGAGAGAGUACCGCAAAUAUUUUCCAUUGGUUAUGAAAUCUCACCAGUCACACGAUGUCCUUCUUCUUUGCCCGAGGUGUCACGAAAUCAGCAACAGGAGCGACCUCGCGAUGAGACAGUCAUUGGCUAAAAUGUGCAACGCGCCUCUGUCAAAGCCGUUGAUACUCAGGAAUGACCAGUACCAUCGCAAGCGCGAACUUAUGUCCGCCGUCAAGGUUCUGAGAGACAACAAUCCUUCGAUUCCGCGUCACCGAAGAAAAGAACUGGAGUCACGAGUCCUAGAAUUCACUGGAUACGACAAAAUAACGCCUGAGGUCACUGAUAUUGUUCAUCAGAAACUUAUGAGUGAUAGUACCUCAUCUAUUCAUCAAGUUUCUAAACCUCUUCACGGCCUCAAGGUUGUAGAAUAUUUCACAAAGUCUGAAAAAGGUCUAGUGGAACUGGAGCGUUUGUGGCGUGAGCAUUUUUUAAAAACAAUGGAACCUAAGUACUUACCGAAAUUAUGGUCAGUGCACCACAAUCAAGAGAGGUUAGAGAUUCGUGUAGCUCAAAAUCGAAUCGAACCUCAAGAUGCCAAACUCGCUGGGCUUCGAUAG